Salvelinus fontinalis (brook trout) is the source of this 7649-nucleotide messenger RNA. RefSeq names its product period circadian protein homolog 2-like. Gene Ontology annotation, cellular component: cytoplasm; nucleus. The record is from RefSeq and is a predicted model, not a curated record. Bases 1 to 1095 code for a protein of 364 amino acids. Gene Ontology annotation, biological process: circadian regulation of gene expression; negative regulation of transcription by RNA polymerase II; entrainment of circadian clock by photoperiod. Gene Ontology annotation, molecular function: transcription corepressor binding; transcription cis-regulatory region binding. Lineage: Eukaryota; Metazoa; Chordata; Actinopteri; Salmoniformes; Salmonidae. The transcript has 8 exons.
AUGUGUUCUUACACAGACAGACAGACAGACCGAUAUUUUGCUGUGGAUGUCUCUCUCAUCACAGGGAAGAUAGUGUUCAUCUCGUACCAGGCGGCAACCAUCUUGCAAUGCAAUCGGGAGCAGUUCACCAACGUUAAGUUUGUAGAGUUCCUGAACCCUCAGGAUGUCAAUGUGUUCUACAGCUUCACCACACCCUACAAUCUGCCCUCCUGGAGCAUGUGCACUGGAACAGAAUCAGCUCCCACGGAGUGCAGGCUGGAGAAAUCCUUCUUCUGCCGCAUUAGUGGUGGAAGGGGGAGAGGAGGGAGCCUGCAGGACUUCCCUUUCCGUAUCACCCCCUACCUGUUGAAGGUCCAGGAUGCUGAGUUGGCCGAGGAACAGUCCUGCUGCUUGCUACUGGCUGAGAGGGUACAGUCGGGCUACGAUGACCCCAGGAUCCCUUCUGACAACCGUAUCUUCACCACGACACACACACCCAGCUGUGUGUUCCAGGACAUAGAUGAGAGCCUACAGCCGGUCCACAACAUGGGCUCCAGUGGUUACAGUAGCCAUGGCAGCAACAGUUCCCACGGGAAUGGGAAAACCAUUGAGAACAGGAAUGUGGUUGAUGAACCAGGAAAAUCUAAGCCGAGGACAUUCCAGGAGAUCUGUAAAAGGGUCCACAUAUUGAAGAGUCAGGACCAGCCGGUCUACUUUCCCUCUCCCUCCAAACCUGAAUCUAGGGAAACCACAGACACAGGAGCACAGCAGCAUAAGAGUCCUGUGGCGUUCCUGAAGGACUUAGUGGUGCCCCCUCUGCUUGUCAAGGACAGUACCGCUAUUGCUGCUGCCAGUGUGGAAGAGCUCACCUGUAAUGACCAGACUGUCUACUCCUACCAGCAGAUCAGCUGUCUGGACAGUGUCAUCAGGUAUCUGGAGAGCUGUAUCACCCCCGUCACGGUGAAAAGGAAGUGCCAGUUCUCCUCCUACACCGCAUUCUCCAUGCAUGCUUCAAGGUGGGAACUACACAUGCAGAGAUCAUCCGUUCACCUACUCUGCAUCUCACAAAGACACGGCGGUCUCAAAUUUGGACUCAUCAGAAGUGACAAUAGAUAAUAACAGAGACUAGCAGCAGUGUAAAAGAGGGGGGAGGGCAGGCAAUUCAAAUUGUCUAGGUAACCAUUUGAUUAAAUGUUCAGGAGUCUUAUGACUUGGGGGUACAAGCUGUUUAGGAGCCUCUUGGACCUAGAUUUGGCGCUCUGUUACCGUUUGCCAUGCGGUAGCAGAGAGAACAGUCUAUGACUGGGGUGGCUGAAGUCUAGCAAUUUUUAGGACCUACCUCUGACACCACCUGGUAUAGAGGUCCUGGAUGGCAAGAAGCUUGGCCCCAGUGAUUUUUUUAUUUUUAAUUUCAACUUUAUUUAACCAGGUAGGCCAGUUGAGAACAAGUUCUCAUUUACAACUGCGAGCUGGCCAAGAUAAAGCAAAGCAGUGCGACAAAAACAACAACACAGAGUUACACAUAAACAAACAUAGUCAAUAACACAAUAGAAAAAUAUAUGUACGGUGUGUGCAAACGUAGAAGAGUAGGGAGGUUAGGCAAUGGAGGCGAAAUAAUUACAAUUUAGCAUUAACACUGGAGUGAUAGAUGUGCAGAUGAUGAUGUGCAAGUUGAGAUACUGGGGUGCAAAAGAGCAAGAGGAUAAGUAACAAUAUGGGGAUGAGGUAGUUGGGUGUGCUAUUUACAGAUUGGCUGUGUACAGGUACAGUGAUCGGUAAGCUGCUCUGACAGCUGAUGUUUAAAGUUAGAGACGGAUAUAUAAGAUUCCAGCUUCAGUGAUUUUUGCAAUUCGUUCCAGUCAUUGGCAGCAGAGAACUGGAAGUAAAGGCGACCAGAGUAAGUGUUGGCUUUGGGGAUGACCAGUGAAAUAUACCUACUGGAGCAUGUGCUACGGGUGGGUGUUGCUAUGCUGACCAGUGAUCCUGAGGUUAGGCAGGGCUUUACCUAGCAUAUACUUAUAGAUGACCUGGAGCCAGUGGGUUUGGUGACAAAUAUGUAGUGAGGGCCAGCCAACGAGAGCAUGCAGGUCGCAGUGGUGGGAAGUAUAUGGGGCUUUCGUGACAAAACGGAUGGCACUGUGAUAGACUGCAUCCAAUUUGCUGAGUGGAGUGUUGGAGGCUAUUUUGUAAAUUACAUCGCCGAAGUUAAGGAUCGGUAGGAUAGUAAUUUUUCGAGGGUAUGUUUGGCAGCAUGAGUAAAGGAUGCUUUGUUGCGAAAUAGGAAACCGAUUCUAGAUUUAACUUUGGAUUGGAGAUGCUUAAUGUGAGUCUGGAAGGAGAGUUUACAGUCUAGCCAGACACCUAGGUAUUUAUAGUUGUCCACAUAUUCUAAGUCCUGAGUAGUGAUGCUAGUCGGGUGGGCGGGUGCAGGCAGCGAUCGGUUGAAGAGCAUGCAUUUUGUUUUACUAGCAUUUAAGAGCAGUUGGAGGCCACGGAAGAGUGUUGUAUGGCGUUGAAGCUCGUUUGGAGGUUUGUUAACGCAGUGUCCAAAGAAGGGCCAGAAGUAUACAGAAUGGUGUCGUUUGCGUAGAGGUGGAUCAAAUAAUUACCAGCAGCAAGAACGGCAUCAUUGAUAUAUACAGAGAAAAGAGUCGGUCCAAGAAUUGAACCCUGUGGCACCCCCAUAGAGCCUGCCAGAGGUCCGGAUAACAAGCCCUCCGAUUUGACACACUGAACUCUAUCUGAGAAGUAGUUAGUGAACCAGGCGAGGCAGUCAUUUGAGAAUCCAAGGCUGUUGAGUCUGCCGAUAAGAAUACAGUGAUUGACGGAGUCGAAAGCCUUGGCCAGGUUGAUGAAGAUGGCUGCACAGUACCAUCUCUUAUCGAUGGCGGUUAUGAUAUUGUUUAGUACCUUGAGCGUGGCUGAGGGUGCACCCGUGACCAGCUCUGAAACCAGAUUGCAUAGCGGAGAAGGUACGGUGGGAUUCGAAUUGGUCGGUGAUCUGUUUGUUCACUUGACUUUCGAAGACUUUAGAAAGGCAAGGCAGGAUGGAUAUAGGUCUGUAACAGUUUGGGUCUAGAGUGUCUCCCCCUUCGAAAAGGGGGAUGACUGCAGCCGCUUUCCAAUCUUUAGGAAUCUCGGACGAUACGAAAGAGAGGUUGAACGGAAUAGUAAUAGGGGUUGCAACAAUGGUGUGGAUCAUUUUAGGAAGAGAGGGUCCAGAUUGUCUAGCCCAGCUGAUUUGUAGGGAUCCAGAUUUUGCAGCUCUUUCAGAGCAUCAGCUGUCUGGAUGAAGGAGAAGCUGGGGGGCUUGGGCCAGUUGCUGCGGGACGUGCAGAGUUGUUGGCCGGGGUUGAGGUAGCCAAGCGGAAAGCAUGGCCAGCCAUAGAAGAAUGCUUAUUGAGAUUCUCGAUUAUCGUGGAUUUAUCAGUGGUGACAGUGUUUCCUAGUCUCAGUGCAGUGGGCAGCUGGGAGGAGGUGCUCUUAUUCUCCAUGGACUUUACAGUGUCCCAAAACGUUUUGGAAUUAGUGCUGCAGGAUGCAAAUUUCUACUUGAAAAAGCUAGCCUUUGCUUUCCUAACUGACUGUGUAUAUUGGUUCCUGACUUCCCUGAAAAGUUGCAUAUCGCUGGUGCAGUACAGGUGUUUUUGUGUUGGUCAAGGGCAGUCAAGUCUGGAGUGAACCAAGGUCUAUAUCUGUUCUUAGUUCUACAUUUUUUUGAAAGGUUCAUGCUUAUUUAAGAUGGUGAGGAAAGCACUUUUAAAGAACAACCAGGCAUCCUCUACUGAUGGGAUGAGGUCAAUAUCCUUCCAGGAUACCCGGGCCAGGUCGAUUAGAAAGGGCUGCUCGCUGAAGUGUUUUAGGGAGCGUUUGACAGUGAUGAGGAGUGGUCGUUUGACCGCGGACCCAUAACAGACGCAGGCAAUGAGGCAGUGAUCGUUGAGAUCCUGGUUGAAAACAGCAGAUGUGUAUUUAGAGGGCAAGUUGGCCAGGAUGAUAUCUGGGGGUGCCCGUGUUUACGGAUUUGGGGUUGUACCUGGUAGGUUCCUUGGUAAUUUGUGUGAGAUUGAGGGCAUCUAGUUUAGAUUGUAGGACGGCCGGGGUGUUAAGCUGAGUUGAGAUCGUUUCUGCUGUAAAGUUAUGAAUCUUGUUGCACCUUGCAUCUGUCCGUCAUCGCAGCAGUGAGCUGGUCCAUUUUUAGCCCAGUGGGUCUGUCUAACCUGGGUGUUUUUCCUCAACAUUUUCAUUAUCUGGCAAAAAUUGGGUCCUCAAUAGUAAAAAUGUGCCUGUGUGGGGGCCUCACAGGAAAAAUUUGGCCGCAUGUUAGAAAGGCCAGGGCCGAUUUCUGGUCCCAGUCUGCCCCUGGCAGUCAUGCUUGAACAACAGUGACAAUCAGACAGUAUAAAUAUCUACUUACUACAGAUGUUUUAUUUUUCUUUCAAACAAAGCCAAAUCAAUGUUUUCUUCCAGACUCUGCAGUCUCACGCUCUCUUGCAUAUGUAAGGUACUGCAGGUUGUUCCUCAUAAGCCAUCAAAGUUACACCAUUCUCUUUUUCAGUUUGUGAAUGUCCUGUGUAACAGGCUGUGAAUGUAGUAGUUUAUUGUCUUCAGGUUUUACCUAUAGGAGAUUAUGUGGACAUGGCUUUGACAAUGGACAGUCCCCUACAUAGUUCUGUUAGUUUGAAGGAAUGGAUGCCAUUUUAAACUAGUCAUUUAUCGUUUUUUCCAAGAGUAAGGCAGCUCAGUGGAGCAACAACCUUUAUAAAACUGAGUUCCUAUACCUCUGCGUUGUUAGUUAGCAUAUUUCCUAUGGACACAUGCACAGUGCAAAUACUGUAAUUUUCUCUUUUUUCAUGUAUAAAUUUGAAAUGCUGUUUUCAACCUUUACGUGUAGGUACUAGGGAGACUUUAUUUUCCUCUGUGCUAUUAAUGGGAGGUGUGACGCCAGCACUGAAUAAACAGGAUAUUGGGAACCAAACCAGCUCUAUAUACAGUGCACAGGGAUCCAUGGCAAUGCUGCUGGACAUAAACCAUAUAGCACCAUGGGUUAUGAAUGCAUAGGAAACUGCCGGGACCAAUAGCAUUAUCAAAUCACAUUUUAUUAUUCACGUGCUGAAUACAACAGGUGUAGACUUUACCAUGAUAUAAUUACUCACGAGCUCUUUCCCAACAAUAUAGAGUUGAAAAGUAAUAAAAGAACAAAAAAAAGGAAAUGGUAACACAAUCACAAGAUUAUAUACAAGAAGUACCGGUACAGAGUCAAUGUGCAAGGUACGGGGUAGUUGAGGUAAUAUGUACAUGAAGGUAGGGGUAAAAGUGACUAGGCAAUCGGGAUAGAUAAUAAACAGAGUAGCAUCAGCGUGUGUGCGUAUCUAUUGUAUGUGUGUGUUGUAGUCUCAGUGUAGCAUGUGUGAGUGUGUGGGUAGAGUCCAGUGAGUGUGCACAGAACCAGGGCAAGGAAUGUCAGUGCAAAAAACUCAUUCACUGGCAUAUGUCAGUGUAUAUUUGUCUCAUGGAAUAUGUCAGUGUAUAUUUGUCUCAUGGUAUAUGUCAGUGUAUAUUUGUCUCAUGGUAUAUGUAAGUGUAUAUUUGUCUCAUGGUAUGUGUCAGUGUAUAUUUGUCUCAUUGCCAUUUUGAGAACCUGAUAUUUUAGCACAUUUCAUUGCGUUUUUGUAGGUGCAUUAAAAUGUUAAUGUUUCCUUUCCCCCCCAAUGUUGAUCUGGACAGGUAAGGGUUUGUUUUGUUGGGAUGGUGGUCCAUUGGGUUUUUACCCUACAUUUUACUUGAAUGUAGGCUAGAACCUGAUGAAGAAGGUAAAAACCCAGAUGGUAAGAUUGUGACUAUUGUUCAAAAGCAGCAGACAAUUUCUAACAUAGGCCUAUUGGGAUAUUGGCUUCCCUGACUCAAAUAAGUGUAGUCUCUGGGAGGGUUAUCUUUGUAUGAGUGUUGUGCGUGAAAGCAUCAAACAGCGGGGAAAGCUCAAGAAACUGUCAGAGCGGUGAAGGGCUAGGCUGAGGCGUUCUGUUGUUAGAUCAGAGAUUCAUCUUUAGAGUCAAAGACACUUGAGAGGAGAGACUCAUCCAAGGAUGGAAUGGGAGUCCCAGGGGAUCCGUUUCAGAACCAUAUGCUCCCAUCCACGUUUGAAAGCCUCAUGCCAACUGGCACCGGUCACGAACCUUUAACCCCGGAAUUGAAAUUCACCAUCACGAAUCCGCAACUGAUGCGUUAGGAUGCUGUGCAAUUGUUAAUUUGCCUUUAUCAUUCACCGGACGCUAAAACAAAUUUUGUUAUAUCACCAACAUGUCAUAUGUCACCUUAGAUUAAUGGUGAUUAUGCGCCAUUAUGAUAAAGAUGGGAAACAGACCCGGGUCCCUGUAAUGAUGCAACAGACUGCUUUAUGUACAUUUUGAACUAUGGGUUUACCAAGCAGCAACAUGCUUUGAAAAACGAAUGGGGAAAAUGGCUCAUGAUACAGACGUCAUCAUGGCAAAAAUCUAUGAAUUGGUAUUUUUUUUUAAAACGAUAUAGUCAUUUUGUAUUAGCCUAAGUGAUAAAUAUGUGUUGUCCUACUCUUGAACCUUUAGGUCUACAUUUCUCUCACUCCGAAAUGUCAUUUGACAGGUGCAAAGACGAAUCAAAUCAAAGCUAUAGGCUACAGCUGUGUCUGUGUCAGUGUCUCUCAACUCGCUGGCUCUGUCGAUAUUCUGUCAAAUGGUGGCCUGCCGAUCCAAAGCUUUGAUCAUUGCGUCCUCUGCUUCCAUGCCGGUUGUUCCACCUAGCCAAAUGUGUGGCCCAGGUUUGACCAGCUACAAACCCCCUGUGGCUGCUCAACGCUAAUCCGAAUCGUUAGCCAUUCAUUCCUUCAUCAAAAGAUGACAGCAGUCUGUGAAUCUAUUCAUGUGUAGUUGACAAGAAAUUAACAUCCGUGAUGAAAGUAUUUUUCAAUAAACUUUUAUUAUUAUUUUUUAUAAGAAAUGCCAAAAGUGCAUUUAGCUGCAAAAUCACCCAGCUAUUUCAGUGUUUUUUUUCUCCCAGUGGACUUUAAUCUUUAUGAUGGGCACAGUCGGUCUACUGUAAUUGUGAUUGAAACAUGUCUGUCUAAGCAAAUCGAUGAGCAAAGGAGGUUGAACGUGCUCAUACUCCACCGUGAGAUUUACAUGAUAGCCUAGUCUAGCCUAUAGGACCUGUCAUGUUCUUAUCAGUAAUUACCUAUCAGUAGUCUAUAUGCAGCGAACCCGAGUGCGUUUUCAUGCUCAAAAGGCCAAGUGCUUUGGAUAGCUGUGCGUAAUUAUUAUGGUUUAACGCUAAUAUUCAAUUCACAAAUGUGUCUUUCAAGAUUGACUUCUACAUGAUUUGUGGACUCUGAUGUUUCCAGGUGCUUUAAAAAUACUGAAUGAUUAAAUACCUCAAGAAAUGGAUUUUGAUUAUGGGAGCAUGGCGCUGGCCUUUCAUAUGCCUAUCGUUUUGUUUCAAUGCGUUUUUGGCAAUUGUUUAAUUACUUGGCUAGUAAGAGGUCUGAAGUGUUGUUAGUUUGUUUCAGGCUGCAGUUACUCUUAAUUGCUUUGUUUGUCAAUUGGGAGAUUCAAUUGCCUUGUGAUAUUAGGUACUCUGCCAAUCGUUAAAAAUGUUGUGCAAACAGAAGUCAAGUCAUUCAGCUUGAAAUGCCUUUU